This is a messenger RNA of Lobosporangium transversale, 1488 nucleotides long. RefSeq lists its product as hypothetical. Bases 1 to 1488 code for a protein of 495 amino acids. Gene Ontology annotation, biological process: signal transduction. The transcript is spliced from 2 exons. The record is from RefSeq and is a predicted model, not a curated record. NCBI's taxonomy places the organism in Eukaryota, Fungi, Mortierellomycota, Mortierellomycetes, Mortierellales, Mortierellaceae.
AUGUUUCGCCUUGUUAAUAGGCGUUUAGCCGCUAACCGUGAGCUUGAGAGCUUGAAGCAGGAGUUUAAUCAAUGUUCACUCCCCACGGAGUUCGUCUACAGGAUUGUAGUGUCAUGUGUGGAUGAAAUCUUAGAUAGAGGGCUCAAUCAUCCUUUUAUACUCAAGAACCCAUACCCUGCCUCUGUCGUCGCAGGGAUGAUCACCUUGAUGGCUGACCCUGAGCGACGGGAUCUGUUUUCACUCAAGUGUAUGAGGAUCGACACUGUCGCAGGCGUCAUGCUCACAGCCCUCAAGAACCUCCGAGAGGCCAUUGUCCCUAGAGAGAUUCAGGAUGAGUUGACUUCAAUGCCAACAACACCAACAACUAGCAACCAGAGUAUAAACAAGAUCAGCACAGUCAACUCAUUACUUAACCAUCCCAGCUUCCCAUCUGUGAACAAAGCCUUAUUAAUGGAGCUAUUGAAUCUGUCGCUCGCAAUUCUCAAUCGGUCUAGCUUUAAUCGAAUCAAACCAGACAUGUUGGCUUCGAUUCUCGGCCCUCAUAUCUUUACUACACAACAUGCUACCAUCUUACAGCACACCCCACAGCAGGCUUACUCCUUUGGAUGGGGUGUCGCGCUCGUCAACGACAUUAAGCGCUGCUCAAAAAUGUUUUAUGUUCUACUAGGCGGAUACAGACGCGAAGUCUUGGGUAGCGUGGAGGACUGCUUCUGGGAAUAUGAUCCAGGGAUGGCAAUGAACUCAGGUGGCACGCCCUUGCCUGCACCCCUAUCCGAUGGCAGUGUGGGCCAUUGGCUUGGGUCGACAGCAACUAUUCAUGUUGGCGGACUGAGAAGAGCCUCUUCUUCAAGCUUGGACAUAAUUGAUAAUCAUGGAACACAUUCUAGCCAAAAAAACCGCCAAGAAUUCUAUCAAAGUGUGCCUCAGCUCCUUCCUGUACCGAACUGCUCCUCCAGCGCCAGCAGCAAUAACGCUAGCUAUUUAUAUGUCCCUGGCUCUGCUGCACGGCCAUCUCUAUCUCGCUAUAGCAUGGUCGGUAAUAUAUCCACGACUCUCUCCGAAUCCAUCCGCGCUGCUGCUGCUAAAGAGGCAAAUCACUGGAAUACUAGCAAAAAAAAUUCCGAGUCCAAAGGCCCAGCAGCAUUAGUGCAUUUGCGAGAGCCAAGGCACACCAACAACAACAGGAAGCAAUAUUAUAGAUCACAAGGAAUAGUGACGACCGUGGAGCAACGUCAGCAAGAGCUAUUUCAACGGCGAUUUGAAGAGAAGCAUAGGACCGGCUUCGAUGAUGCUGCCAUAGACAAUAGAGAUAGUUCUGAGUUGGGUAAUCUAUUCCGUCGCUACAAUAUUCAGAACGAGACCGUUGGAGAUAUGACAUGGAGACGCGAAGAGAAAAGACAGGAGAUUGAACGUAUGAUCCGAGAUUGCCGUGGCACUGGGUUGAUUUUUGAGACGAGGCGGAGUGAUGACGCGAUGUCACGUUCUUAG